AUGGCCUCGCUUGUUGAAAUCGAUUCUCUCGACAUUACAGUCAUCGUCGACAAUGAACUUGAUGUCAUGUCCCCUCCCCCGCCAAACACGGUCCAGUCGACCGGGUUGAUGGGGAACAUCGCACUCGAAUCUCCCCAUGCCUUGCACGAUAGAGGGGAUGCUUCCAAGGAGCUUCGCAUGAGCAGCAUUUGCUGCUCCGCCCAUGGGCUCUCAGUGAUGAUCACAGCUACAAAAGGAGAUACCAAACAUACGGUGCUGUUCGACACCGGUCCCGAAGAAGCCGUUUGGGAACGGAACGCCAAUCGCCUGCGGGCUGACAUUUCGACGAUUGAGCUCAUCCAGCUAUCGCAUUGGCAUCGAGACCACUCAGGCGGCAUGCUUCGCGCGAUACGAAUGAUCCGAGAAGCACAAAGGGCGAAUGGUCGCAGCGGCCACGAUCUCGUGGUUGAUCUGCACGACUCACGGCCAGACUACCGGGGAUUUACAAUUGGCUCCGAGACAGUUUCACUGGAGGCAGACCCCACAUUCGAGGAGAUUGAGGAUGCUGGGGCAAGGAUCGAGAAGAGCACAACCCCCCAUACGGUGCUGGACGAUAUGUUUCUGAUUUCUGGGGAGAUUCCGCGGGUGACAGAGUACGAGACCGGUUUGAAGCAUGCAGUGCGCUUUGAUAAAGCAACCGGUACAUGGGACAAGGACGAGGCGAUCAGGGAUGAACGACUGCUUGCAUGUAAUGUGAAAGGUAAGAUAGAGGGCGGUCGUCCUUGA
Messenger RNA from Uncinocarpus reesii 1704, 765 nucleotides. RefSeq lists its product as uncharacterized. Gene Ontology annotation, molecular function: transferase activity. The record is from RefSeq and is a predicted model, not a curated record. The transcript is spliced from 3 exons. The coding region runs from base 1 to 765 and encodes 254 amino acids. NCBI's taxonomy places the organism in Eukaryota, Fungi, Ascomycota, Eurotiomycetes, Onygenales, Onygenaceae.